UAGCUCAGGAUGGAAACUGAAACAAGUCCUUUUGAAGGGUGAGACUGAGAAUGCAUGUUCCCCCACACAUUUGGCAUUUAUUUACCUAUACUACAUGAUCUGACAAGCUCUUUAAUCUUACCCAGCCGCUGGUGCAGUGGACUCCUGCUACAGACUCUGUGGUUAUAUGGGCCUGGACAGGUCCAGUGUCGCCCAUGCAGACACCGUCAAACUAGCCUUCGAGGACCAACCUGAUGCCUGGGUGAGAGGUGGAAUCGAAAUAAAAAGAGAUCAAGGUGAAAAGGGUCUCCCGUUUUAUGACAAAAACAUGGCCUCCUGUGUUUCCAGACCGACCUCAAGACUGACCGCUAUAUUGACCCAGACAAGGUCU
Molecule: messenger RNA, 370 nt
Organism: Coregonus sp. 'balchen'
Lineage: Eukaryota; Metazoa; Chordata; Actinopteri; Salmoniformes; Salmonidae
Source: the annotation of a GenBank genome assembly